Messenger RNA from Musa acuminata AAA Group (dessert banana), 3133 nucleotides. RefSeq names its product scarecrow-like protein 1. The transcript is spliced from 5 exons. Gene Ontology annotation, cellular component: nucleus. Gene Ontology annotation, biological process: regulation of DNA-templated transcription. The record is from RefSeq and is a predicted model, not a curated record. Gene Ontology annotation, molecular function: DNA-binding transcription factor activity; sequence-specific DNA binding. NCBI's taxonomy places the organism in Eukaryota, Viridiplantae, Streptophyta, Magnoliopsida, Zingiberales, Musaceae. Bases 565 to 2325 code for a protein of 586 amino acids.
CCCUUCCUUCCGCCGUCCCCUUCUCGACUCCACCACUCCUCUUCCCUUCUCUGCCGACUGCUUCCUACUGUCCUCGUCUUCACUUGUCGAUCACCUGCCCCCGCCGAUUGAAGAGCAGGUAAUACCCCGUGUGUGAUCGAUCGUGCCUUCUUCUGCCUUCUUUGAUUGGGUACUGCGUGCUUUUGCUGUAAAAGAGUACACGAUCGAUCGUAACGAUUGGGAUUGGGGAAGGAACUUUGGCUUCGAUUCUUGCGGUUGGGAUUUAUCUUAUCUCAAUUCUUGGAAGUUGCCUGGUUCUCGAUCAAGGGUUCUUCAGGAUGUGGUUCGGGAUUCGUGCUCUGUUCAUUACUUCUGAUUCUGGCAAAUCCGCUACGAGUUGAUCGAUCAUCGGUGGUCAAGAGGCUUAUGGUUUUGCCUUGGUUUGGACGAUCUCAUUAUGAAAUCAUGGAGUGCUAUUGUGUUUGUUGCAAAUUGGUUUGAACAAGGCAAUCAGACUAAUAAGCCUUUCAACUUGGUAAACUGCAGUUCUUGUUCAGUGGUGAAAGUAUAUUAGGAAAAAUAAGCAUGUCUAUGAUAAGGCCUGUGGAUUCAUCUACUGCCAAUGGUGACUCCAACCUUCAUGCACAUAAAAGUGGUGGUGAGAACUCGGGUUUGUCAAGGCAAAUAUUAAGUGCUGAUAAGCGGAUGUACCACCGUCGGCCUGCUUCCUAUAAAUCAGACUUACAUCCUCAGCAACACUUCAUUGAUUCAUCAUCAGAAAUGAUACAUGUUAAUCCACUUGACAUGUCUACAUCCAGCAUUCCAGAACACUAUUCUCAAGUUUCAUCAGCUCCCUAUCAGUUGAUAGCAAACUUUCACUCAUCUAUUUUGUCAGAAAAUCCAUACAGCUCUUGCAUUGCUGCAGUUCAGUGUCCUGAUUCCUCAGCAGGCUCUAACGGCUCUCAUCAGGCAUCCCAUUCUUUAUCUGAUUAUCCAAGUCCAGAGCAAGAAAUAGACUAUGGUAAAGAUGAAAUCAGGUUAAAGCUUCAAGAGCUUGAGCAGGCAUUACUGAAUGACAACGAUGAGGACUUGGUGGAUUCCGACCAGGUUGUGGGAAUUGAAGAUAAUUGGACUGAGCCUAUCAAGGACCUAUUAGUUCCUUGCUCACCAAAAGAGUCCUCAUCAUAUUUAAGCAUCAGCUGUAUUGGCAGCAAUAGAGAACCUCCAACUCCUAAGCAGCUACUUUUUGACUGUGCAGCUGCAAUCUCAGAAGGCUGCAUGGAGGAAGCACAAGCCAUCAUAACUGAGCUUCGCCAAAUAGUUUCGAUUCAAGGAGACCCUCCUCAAAGGCUUGCUGCCUACAUGGUGGAAGGUCUUGCAGCAAGAAUAGCUUCUUCAGGACAAGGUAUUUAUAAGGCUCUACGAUGUAAGGAACCCCCUACUUCCGAUCGGCUUUCGGCGAUGCAGAUACUGUUCGAGGUCUGUCCAUGCUUUAAGUUCGGUUACAUGGCAGCAAAUUAUACAAUCGUUGAAGCAUUAGGAGAUGAAGAAAAAGUUCAUAUCAUAGACUUUGACAUAAACCAAGGAAGUCAAUACAUAAACUUGAUACAAACUCUUUCGACGUGGCCCAGCAAACGGCCACACCUAAGAAUAUCUGGUGUUGAUGAUCCCGAGUCAGUGCAACGGGCAGUCGGAGGUUUGGAGAUAAUUGGUCAGCGCCUCGAGAAGCUGGCAGAGGAGCUCGGUGUUCCAUUUGAGUUUCAAGCAAUAGCUGCUAAAACCAGCGAUGUAACACCCGAAAUGCUUGACUGCCGAUCAGGGGAGGCACUUGUGGUCAACUUUGCGUUUCAGCUACAUCACAUGCCGGAUGAGAGUGUAUCAACAGUGAACCAGAGAGAUCAGCUGCUUCGAAUGGUGAAAGGGCUGAGCCCAAAGUUGGUAACUCUUAUCGAGCAGGAUAUGAACACUAAUACAGCCCCAUUCUUCCCAAGGUUUGUGGAGGUCUACAAUUAUCAUACAGCGGUCUUUGAAUCACUCGAUGCAACUCUUCCAAGGGACAGCACGGAUCGAAUGAACGUGGAGAGGCAGUGUCUUGCGCGAGAUAUCGUCAACAUCGUGGCCUGCGAAGGUGCUGACCGCAUAGAGAGGUACGAGGUUGCAGGAAAGUGGAGGGCGAGAAUGACGAUGGCCGGGUUCAUACCAUGUCCCUUCAGCACCAGCGUCAAUGGAUCAAUAGGAGCCUUGUUGAAAUCAUACUGUGACAGGUACAAGGCCAAGGAGGAAAACGGGGCACUCUACUUCGGCUGGGAAGACAAGGUUCUAAUCGUUGCCUCGGCAUGGAAAUAAAGCAUUCUUGCCGCAUCACAUGGUUUACACUCGACUCAGUUGCUGCUGGGGUAAGUCUGAUGUGUAUAUAUAUCGUCUAAAUUUCGCUGGCAUUUUAUUUUCUGUGGCUCAAAAGUCUAAUUUCCAGUCUCAACAGACUUUUGCUGUCUUGUGAGUCGGUAAUCAAGACAUCUACCAAGUUAUUGGACCAGAUCUCUUACAGGAAUUCAAUUGAUAACUGCUCAGAUGGUCUUGUGGCAAGAAUGCAAUACAACUUGGCAUCUUGUAAACGGGGGAUUCUUGAUGUGUUCUUAAGUUGAAUGCAAACAUUGAGGGACAGCUGGAAACCUUGUGAAACAGAUAUUUCACUUUUGUUUCUGGAAUCAGCAUCGAGAAGGAAGAGCUCAGCACCAAUGCAAGGCCUGUAUAAGCAGAGAUGGUCAACAUUAAUUGGUUUCAACAAAGAGAAACUCCAGUGACUCUUUUUUUUUUUUGUAAUUGGGGCCCCAGAGCCACACAGUGUAGGCCACAAAGACCAAAAGGUCAUGGUGCGCUACCAUCUCAGAUAAGGAAUGGCGGCAACUCCCCAUGGUUGUUUUGUGAAAUUCAACUGGACUACCGAAGACCAUCUUCACUUGUCAUAUCAUCAUAAAGAUAAGGUGUUCUAUUAAACCUACAGAAACUCAAAUUGUUGAAGAAUAUUUGUCCAAUUAGUUAGAAGUGGUGGUUAUAGGGUGAAUUUGGAGGGUGUGUUUGGACUUUGAUGUAUUUUCCUGUAUUGUUUUGUACAGACUUCAACAUUUUGGAAUAAAAUUUCACUUUUCCACGA